This is a messenger RNA of Ilex paraguariensis (yerba mate), 1139 nucleotides long. NCBI's taxonomy places the organism in Eukaryota, Viridiplantae, Streptophyta, Magnoliopsida, Aquifoliales, Aquifoliaceae. The record is from the annotation of a GenBank genome assembly.
GCCAAAACGAGAAGAAGAUAAGAAGAAAUUAAAGUAUUAACUGUCUAUAUCUGCGAGAGAGAGAGAGAGAGAGAGAAAUUGUGUGUACCAGUUUCUGAGAUCGACUAUGGCGAAGAAUCUGGUGAGGUCUAAGAGAAUUACAGCGGCGUUUGACGACGUAGCUCGAGCCAGGCUGUGCGAGACUAGUGGAAGCGAGCACUCGGCAGCGGCGGAGGACUCGGUGGCGGACUUGUCCGAUCUAGUCGACUCGUUCUUGGAGAGAGAAGGGAGAGAUGGUGGAGGAGGUGAGGAGGAGAGAGAGAGAAGGAGUGAGAGAGAGGAAGGUCAAGAAGAAGAAAGAAGAGGCCGUUGUGAGGAUGAGGAGACGAAGGAGUUGGUGAGGGGUUUGGUAGAUGGAUAUGAGGGUGAGGAGUAUGGUGGUGGUGUGACUGUGAAGAGAUUGGUUUGUGAGGAGGUGGAAAUGGCGUUGCGGAGUUUGGGGACCGAUUCGUUGUCGUCGGAGGUUAAGCGAGGAGUGAUGAGCUGGUUGCGCCACAGAGGUUUCAAUGCCGGUCUCUGCAAGUCACGGUGGGAGAAAAGUGCUGGACAUCCGGCCGGAAAAUACGAGUACAUAGACAUACUCAUCUCCAAAACUCGCUACAUAAUCGAAGUAUCUCUCUCCAAAGAAUUCACAAUCGCCCGCCCAACCCUUAACUAUGCAUCGCUACUGCAACUUUUUCCUCAGGUUUGUAUGUUUAACGAAGGUGAACUCAAGCAAGUGGUGAGACUAAUGUGUGCCGCCAUGAGAGAGUCCUUGAAGAAGAGUGACUUACACGCGCCACCAUGGAGGAGGAACGGGUAUGUGCAAGCUAAAUGGUUUGGGCCAUAUAAGCGAAUGACUAAUACAGAGGAGCUGGAGCCGGCAAAAUCAUUAUAUGGUGUUGAGAUGGUGGCCGGUGGGAGUGUGGUGGGGUUUGAGACGUCAAUGGCCUUGCAUGGUGGUUGUAGGGGUGAGAUUGUCGGGAAAGGUGGUUUGCAUGUAGGGAACUUGAGGGCUGUGUUCAAUGGCAUGCCUUGGUAAUUUGGUUGGCUUUUCUCGUGUGAACUGUAAUUUUCAUAACUAAUGUAUAUAUAUAUUUUUUAGUUAAUAAUGUGCAUAU